AUGCAUCCAAGUAUAAUAGCACCCCAGAUCUUAAUAGAGGAAAUCCAAAACAUGCAGAAAUCUAAUAACUUUAAAGCAGUAGAUAGCAUUAAUAUGAAAAAUAUUCAUAAUAUUGAAAAGUCUAUUACCGUAAAAGCGUACAGCACAGAACACACAUUGACAUUUAUUUUAGUAAUACCUUCUGUCGAUGCUAACACAUUUGACCUAAUCCACAUAUAUUCCAUCCCCGAUAAACAAAACCUUACCAUAAUCCCCAAGUCCAAAUACCUAGCACUGGGUAGCGAGGAGUACUCUUACCUGGACGAAAGCUGCAAGAAGAUCACCCAAGACACCCAUCUGUGCACAUCACUCAACACUCAACCCCUGGAUAAAUCUGAAGACUGCAUAAUAUCACUAGUCAAGCACCAGACGGCCAACUGUACACGAGCCAGAAUGAAUCUCAAGCGAGGGUUAGCCCAGAAAAUCGAAGACAAUAAAUGGCUGAUAAUACUAAAGGACGAAGAAAUCCUUAGAAGUCAUUGUGGAUUGAAGACGGAAUAUAAGAAGAUCUCGGGUAUCCAGAUAGCCACCAUAUCAAGUGACUGUCAGCUUGAGAUCCUUAAUAGAACACUGAAAACAAACACAGACGCCAUAACCAUAGAUGAAAUCAUCCCGCUACCAAGUGGAUCACUUAUACCAGAGGAGAGUAUCCACUACAAUCUACAGCUAGAAGAUAUUGCAUUAGACAACAUCCAUGAGUUGAUGGAUCGUGCAGAGGAUAUCCUGUACGAAGACGACCUAGACUGGAGAACCACGAUGGCUACACCCAGCUUCACGACGCUUGGACUCUACUUCAUCCUCACCGGAACCAUAACUUGGAAAUUAUACCAAUGGAGGCAACGCAGACUACAAGCAUCCCGAGAACCAGCAGACACCAGACCCACAGAGCAGAUUCAAUCGGAGAGUACAAGUAGCGAGGACGCUACAGGAAGCUGCGGGACUCGCUUCCAGCUUAGGGAGGGAGGAAUUAAGCAAUCGAUCAGCCCGUACCACCACUAA
Messenger RNA from Spodoptera litura, 1038 nucleotides. NCBI's taxonomy places the organism in Eukaryota, Metazoa, Arthropoda, Insecta, Lepidoptera, Noctuidae. The record is from RefSeq and is a predicted model, not a curated record.